This is a messenger RNA of Nicrophorus vespilloides, 750 nucleotides long. RefSeq names its product 60S ribosomal protein L19-like. Gene Ontology annotation, biological process: translation. Bases 97 to 693 code for a protein of 198 amino acids. Gene Ontology annotation, molecular function: structural constituent of ribosome; RNA binding. Gene Ontology annotation, cellular component: ribosome; cytosolic large ribosomal subunit. NCBI's taxonomy places the organism in Eukaryota, Metazoa, Arthropoda, Insecta, Coleoptera, Silphidae. The transcript is spliced from 3 exons. The record is from RefSeq and is a predicted model, not a curated record.
AUUGGUAUUCGGAGUAUGUUCACUUUGGUUAUCGUGCAUUUAUGACACCCUCUGUUUGGUUACACACGUUGGGUGCAUUGGUUCGGUUUGUUUAAAAUGAGUUCCCUGAAGUUACAAAAAAGGCUUGCUGCCUCUGUUAUGAGAUGCGGCAAAAAGAAGGUUUGGCUGGAUCCUAAUGAAGUUACUGAGAUCUCUAACACUAAUUCAAGGCAAAAUAUAAGAAAGCUUAUUAAGGAUGGUCUUAUUAUAAAGAAGCCAGUAGCCGUGCACUCCCGCGCCAGGGCUCGUCUCAAUAACCUGGCAAGACGUAAGGGAAGGCAUUGUGGUUAUGGUAAGAGGAAGGGUACAGCAAAUGCACGUAUGCCUCAAAAGGAGUUAUGGGUACAACGUAUGAGAGUUUUGAGACGCCUGCUGAAAAGGUAUCGCGUUGCCAAAAAGAUUGACCGUCAUAUGUACCAUGCUUUGUACAUGAAGGCUAAGGGUAACGUCUUCAAGAACAAGAGAGUCUUAAUGGAAUACAUCCACAAGAAGAAAGCGGAGAAGGCUCGCACCAAGAUGCUGAAGGACCAGGCCGAUGCCAGAAGGCUAAAGGUCAAGGAAGCUAAAGAGCGUCGAUUGGACAGAAUCGCUGCUAAGAGGAAAGAGAUCUUGCUUAACUAUCAGCGCGAAGAUGAGGCGAACGCCCAGAAAUAAGAAGCAUCUAAUUAAUAAGUUAUAACGUGCAGAUGAUAAUUAAUACAAAUAUUUACG